AUGGCGUCUUGCUCCCACCCUUGGCUCUUCCCAGGCAUGUCGCCGCCGCCGGCUGCCUCCACCGCCGUGCCGGUUCCGAGCUUCUGCAAGUCCUCGUUGCUGUCUGUGCUAAAAUUUAGGUUCUCGGUGCUUGCGCAGAAGGUGUUUGCUAGUUUGCGUCAGCGGAGAAAGGCAGGGUCAGUCGCGCCGACCAGAACGCGGAGAUGCACGAUCAGGUGCGUCAAGGACGAGUCUAUCCAUUUUGAUCCGUCGAAGAUCGAAGCGCCACCGUACUCCAGUUAUUUCGACUCCACAUCUGGUCAGCUCGAGCCAGCGUCAGGUGCCCGGGCAAGCAUACCUGGGCAGGAGUACUGGCCGGAGGGCACUGCAGCCCGCGUCCGUGCUGCCCGUGCACCUGCACCGGUCGGGGAGUCGGCCGGGACUCCGUCUCUUGGCAAGAAACCCGGGAGUAGGAGGAAAGGGUACAAGGGGCAGGUAGCGUCUGCAUCAGCGGCGGGCGGUGCGGAGACCAGUGGAGAUGACGGCGAGUUCAUUGUGGCCACUGAGGUUCCACUAGAUGAUACAUUGGAGGAAACAAAUGAUUCGCUGAAUGAAUAUGUCAUUUACGAGGCGCCCAAGGAGGAGAGUUUGAGCGAGUAUGAGAUGGACAAGAUGAUGGGGCGGCCACACCCAUUUGUUGACCCAGCAAAGGCGAUGUUGGCAGAGGAACCGAAAUCGAGCGAGGAGCUCUGGUGGAAUUGGAGGAGGAAGUCCGAGGCAGAAAUGUGGUCAAGGUGGCAGAGGAGGCGCCCAGAUGUUGACACGGUAGCACAGGCACUAGUUGUACUAGGGCACAACGAUGCCUCUGUGUCCUUCUGCCAUUCUGUCUUUGCAAAGGCAAUGGCCGAAACUGGGCAGAUUAAAAUAUUUGGAGAUCACCCUACAAGAACAGAAGCUGCUCUUGCCAAGACAAGAAGACAUUUACACAAAGAGGAAAGGUUAGAAGCAGAACAGAGGAGACUAGAAGAAAUAGGACCAAUAGCAUACUAUUCAGAAUGGGUAGAAGCAUAUAAGCAAAAGGACACAUCAUGGGAAGCCAUUCAGAAGCACUUUGAGGAGACUGGUGAAGAUGCAAAUACUCAACUUAUAACAAUGUUUCAACACCAAACUGCUGGGGAAUAUCGUAUCAUGAUGGGCACUGAUGUUCGUAUACAACGAGAUCCUUUGGCAAUGAGGAUGCGUGAAGACCAGAUUAAACAGAUUUGGGGUGGUGAUCCUGUUUACCCGACUGUGAACUAUGUUCAGGAUCCUGAUGAAGUGAUUGACUACAGGAGUCCGGAAUUUCAUGAGCCUACCCCUGAAGUUGUACCUUAUUUGAUGGAGCAUGGGAUAAUGAUCACGAAGGAAGAACUGGAUGCACGUUUGAUGGAAGAGGAAGAAGACAUCAAUCAAGACAUCACGUACAUUCCUGAAGUCAAAGAUCCCAUGGCUACUGCUGUUGAUAUUGGAGAGCAUUCUUUCAAUGAAGAUAGUGAUGAUGAGGAGGAGGUUGACAAAGCUGUCACACUGCCCGAGUCACUAGAGGAUGAGGAAGAUGGCGGGGAUGAGGCUGUGGAAGUUGAAGGGAAAGUGAGUCAAAACUGGAGUGUUCUAAAGACUACUGGGCAGGACGAAAAACCAAAGGAAAAGUUAAAGAAAGAUCAGAUGUCACUUAAAGACGCUAUUAAUGAGUCCGAGAACCUUACUGAUUUCCUUAUGGACUUUGAAGAAGAUGAGUAA
Molecule: messenger RNA, 1758 nt
Organism: Triticum turgidum subsp. durum (durum wheat)
Lineage: Eukaryota; Viridiplantae; Streptophyta; Magnoliopsida; Poales; Poaceae
Source: the annotation of a GenBank genome assembly